Messenger RNA from Acomys russatus (golden spiny mouse), 2006 nucleotides. It is a transcript of the gene Tcp11l1, whose product is annotated as t-complex 11 like 1. The coding region runs from base 16 to 1542 and encodes 508 amino acids. Lineage: Eukaryota; Metazoa; Chordata; Mammalia; Rodentia; Muridae. The record is from RefSeq and is a predicted model, not a curated record. The transcript is spliced from 9 exons. Gene Ontology annotation, biological process: signal transduction.
UAGACUUAACUGAGGAUGUCUGAAAACCUUGACAAGUCCCAUGUAGAAGGAGGAGAGCCAAAGCCGGAUGCCUCUGAGCAAGGCCUGGAAGGUGCUCUGGAGCCCUCUGAUGAAGCCUUACAGAAAAGAGCAAAGGCGGACUCACCUAGUCCCCAGAGAGUGGGAAGACCUCACUCCAGUCCUCCUCGGCUUGUCACUGUAGAGGAACUUCUAGAGACAGCAAAAGGAGUCACCAACAUGGCUCUGGCCCACGAAAUUGUAGUAAAUGGAGACUUCCGGAUUAACGCCGUUGAGUUAGCAGAAGGCAGCUUGGAGAAGAGAGUAAAGGAGAUUGUGCAUAAAGCAUUCUGGGAUUGUUUGAGUGUCCAGCUAAGUGAAGAUCCUCCAACAUAUGACCAUGCCAUCAAACUUGUAGGAGAGAUCAAAGAGACCCUGUUAUCUUUCUUGCUGCCUGGUCACACUAGACUAAGAAACCAGAUAACAGAAGCGUUGGAUCUGGAGCUGAUAAAACAGGAAGCAGAGAACGGGGCCCUAGACAUUUCCAAGCUGGCAGAAUUCAUUACUGGCAUGAUGGGGACAUUGUGUGCACCUGCUCGAGAUGAGGAAGUAAAAAAACUAAAGGACAUUAAGGAAAUAGUGCCUCUUUUCAGAGCAAUAUUUUCUGUGUUGGACCUAAUGAAAGUAGACAUGGCCAACUUUGCUAUCACUAGCAUUAGGCCACAUCUCAUGCAGCAAUCAGUCGAAUAUGAGAGGAAGAAGUUUCAAGAAGUAUUGGAGAAGCAGCCAAAUUCCCUGGACUUUGUCACCCAGUGGCUGGAGGAGGCCUCAAAUGACCUUCUGACUCAGCCGCACAGACAUGCCCUGCCGCCUGGGGGAGGGGCUGCCGGCUCUGGGGAUGCCCCGGUGCUGACCCCUGCUUCUGUCCAGAACUACGCCUACCUGAAGCUUCUGAAGUGGGACCACUUCCGGAGACCCUUCCCCGAGACCCUUUUGAUGGACCAGUCUCGUUUCCAAGAGCUUCAGCUGCAGCUGGAGCAGCUGGCUGUCCUGGGAGCUGUGCUGCUGGUCACAUUCAGUGCCGCCGCCCCUGGACUUUCUGACCAGGCUGACUUUGCUGAGAAACUCAAGAUGAUGGUGAAGAUUCUGUUGACAGACAUGCACCUGCCUUCCUUCCAGCUGGAGGAUGCCCUGACUUCCGUUGGGGAGAAGGUGUGCCUGGAGGUGCACAGCUGCCUCUCCCUGUGUGGCUCCUCCCCGUUCUCCAUCAAUAAGGAGACUGUGCUCAAGGGCCAGAUUCAGGCCCUGGCCAGUCCUGAGGACCCCAUUCGCAGGAUCAUGGAGUCCCGAAUUUUUGCCUUCUUGGAGACAUACCUUGCCUCUGGCCAUCAGAAGCUCUUACCUACAAUGCCUGGGGGAUUGGGUCCCAUUCAGAAAGAGCUGGAAGAAGUUGCUGUGAAAUUUGUGCGCCUGGUCAACUAUAACAAGAUGGUGUUCUGUCCUUACUAUGAUGCGAUCCUCAGUAAGCUCCUCCUCCACUCCUGAGGUGCACAGCUGCCUCAACAGCUCUGCCGCAGUGCCCCUGCCGCCAUGUGGAACAUUCCUGUUUAACCCUGCUGGUCCAAAGGGAAGACUGUCACUGGCGAAAAGACUGGAGAAUGCACUGAGCUCCGUUUUGAGGAUGGUAUUUAUGAGUGCAAGUUUACAAACCCAAGAAGCGUUGGUUCUCUUGAGUUUGAGUUUAUAGGUAGCAGUUAGCUUUCAUCAGCUGGCUGCCGCCGCCUGCUCCAGCUGCUUCAGGUUGGAGGAGCCACUUCUCCCAAGGAGCCUGGGACCCAGCUCCCUUGUGGGUCAUUGUUCUCAGAUGUUCUAUGCUGACAGCCAUAAACUGUGACAUGUCCUCCUGCCCCACUUACAGCAUUCCUCCCACCACUCUCCCCUGUGGGUGUUUUAAGAUAGGGCUAUCUAUAGCCUUACAGUGUCCUAUCCCACACUUUCCCCACCUCUAC